CGAUGCUUUAUUAAACUGCUGCUGACGUUUGACAGUACAGCUAAACGAAAUAUUAAACAAAAAUUUUACUUAUAAGAACAACUAGCAUAAUACUUGGUUCAAAAUUGUAUAAAUAAAGAAGCUGCCUAACAGGAGCGAAAAAUGACACGCGGCAAUCAAAGAGACCUGGCGCGCGCCAAAAAUCAAAAGAAAUUAGCUGAACAAACUAGAGGCAAACGCACUGAUACCCUUACGGUGGAACAACGCAAAGCCCGGGACGCUGAACUGAUGAGAGAGAAGCAAAAGAAAAAGGAAGAUGAUGCGGCUGCAGCUGCCGCAGCUUCUAGCAAAGGCAAAUAGACAAACAUUGAUUCCAGUUCCAGCUAGAACAGCGUGCAUCAGUGCAAUCGUCUAAGGUCAACACAAAAUUUUAGUUAGGCAUAGUCAGUUACAAGAAAAGAAAGCAGCAGCCGCAAUCCGGAGACAACGAUCGAGGCCAACGUUCGACUCCAGGA
Messenger RNA from Drosophila hydei, 494 nucleotides. RefSeq names its product putative SERF-like protein. The transcript has 3 exons. NCBI's taxonomy places the organism in Eukaryota, Metazoa, Arthropoda, Insecta, Diptera, Drosophilidae. The coding region runs from base 142 to 339 and encodes 65 amino acids. The record is from RefSeq and is a predicted model, not a curated record. Gene Ontology annotation, cellular component: cytosol.